AUGUAUAUUGGUGCUCCGGCCAAGGGUGUGAGGGUGGUACUGGCCGAAGGUGUGGGGGUGGUACUGGCCGACCUCUGCUUGUACAUGUACAUUGGUGCUGGCCAGAGAGGUGUGGGGCUGGUACUGGCCGACCACUGCUCGUACAUGUACAUUGGUGCUGGCCAGAGGUGUGGGGCUGGUACUGGCCGACCACCCAAUCUUUCCAUGACUUGCACUUCUAAGAUACUCAAGUCCAGCAGGAUAUUUGACUUAUGCAAGUUGAUCAGUCAUCAUGGUCAAGAACCCAAGUAUCUAAAACAACUCAAGAAUGAUAAGGAAAGUGUAGGUUUCCUGAUGGUAUUGAUGAGAGAGCCGGCCGGUGCAUGUCCAGGCCAUGUACAGGAAAGCAGGCCGACACCUCAGGCAUUCAUAAUAACGCCGGCCGGUGCAUGUCCAGGCCAUGUACAGAAAUGCAGGCCGACACCUCAGGCAUUGAUAACAGAGUCGGCCGGAUCAGGACCAUGUUGUGUACAAGCAGGCAGGCCGACACUUCAGACAUUGAAUAACAGAGUCGGCCUGGAUCAGGACCAAGGGGCGUACAAGCAGGCAGGCCGAUACCUCAGACAUUGA
This is a messenger RNA of Suillus paluster, 609 nucleotides long. RefSeq lists its product as uncharacterized. The record is from RefSeq and is a predicted model, not a curated record. The transcript is spliced from 5 exons. The coding region runs from base 1 to 609 and encodes 202 amino acids. NCBI's taxonomy places the organism in Eukaryota, Fungi, Basidiomycota, Agaricomycetes, Boletales, Suillaceae.